AUGGGGCGCGGCUUCCAGAAGAAGAAGGGCCUGCGUGGAGGUGGCGGUGGCGGCCGCAGCUUCUCCAAGGGCAACAGGCAGCAGCAGCAGCAGCAGCGGCAAGGUGGCAAGUCGCCUGCUGCUGGAAGGGUGGCCUUCAAGCCCCGACCGCCGCCGCCGUUGCCAGAGGCGCUCUCCUCGCUGCCCAAGUUCGUCAAGAAGAACAAGUUUUCGGGGCGUAAGCUCGGCUACUUCUUCUCGCGGGGGAAGGCCGGUGUGGGGUACUACGUGGACCGCGUGCAGAUCGGCGCGAUGAGUGACAAGCUGAGGGCAAGGCUUGCCGCGACCCUCAAGCCUCCAGCUGCUGCUGCUGGUGACGCAACCAAGCCUGCUGGGACGAAGGCAGCUGCUGGGCCUGGCGCCGUGAACGUCAAGUCUCCUACUGCUUCGAGAGACGAGAAACCGCCUGUUGGUGCUGGCAACAGCAGCAGCAGCAGCAGCAGCAGCAGCAAGGCAGUCGAGAAACCAUCGGUGGCUGUGCCGAAGCUUCGCAGCGACGGGAGCAGCGCCGGCGAGUCGAAAAGAACGACACCAGCCGCGGCCGUGAAGGAUAGUGGCGCGGGAAGCGACGAAGCCUUGAGCGAUGGCGAUAGAUCAGGGGAAGAAUCCAGCUGCGAUGAUGAUGAAGAUGACAGCGGCGAUGACGAGUCUGACGGCGGCGGGGCCCGGAGCGUGCCUCACGGACAGGGCGGCAGUGGUGUCAAGGGGACGAAGGAGGAGGAGGAGGAGGAGGAGGAUGGCAGUAGCAGCGGCAGCAGCGAGGAAGAGGAAGAUGGCGAAUCGGAGGGGAACUUUUCGGAUGAGCAAGGAGGAGAAACCGAGAGAGUUAGCAACGGAGCGGCGGCGGCGAAGGCAGACGCAGGUACUAAAGCCGUCGCGGAGAGAGCCGUUGGGAACAACAGGGGUGCUGAUGAAGAGGAGGAGAGCGGGGAAGAGGGAAGCAAUAGCAGUAGCGACGAAGAAGAAAAGGAGGGGGAGGAAGGCGGGGAAGAGGGGAGCAGAAGCGGUAGCGACGACGAAGAAGCCGCUGCCGAGGAAAAAACUGGAGACCGGGGUACGCGUGUCCGCGGCGUAGAGAAGAACAAAGACAACAGUAGCGGCGAGAAGCGGCCGAAGGGGCCGGAGGCGGACGAGCCCCCGCCGGAGGACAUCAAGGCGUCGUUCGAGUCUCUCGGGGUGACGGGUCCGCUGUGCGAGGCCGCGGCGCAGCUGGGAUGGACGCACGCCACGGAAAUCCAGCGGCAGGCACUUCCUCUGGCUUUCGAGGGUAAGGAUGUGAUCGGCCUCGCGGAGACGGGGUCGGGGAAGACCGGAGCGUUCGCCCUCCCCAUCCUUCAGGCCCUCUUGGAAAACCCGCAGAGGCUUUUUGCUGUCGUCAUGGCGCCGACGCGAGAGCUAGCUUUCCAGAUCAACGAGGUGAUGGAAGCCCUUGGCGUGGGCAUCGGCCUCAAGACCGUCUGCAUCGUUGGCGGUAUCGACAUGUUUCAGCAGUCGGUAGCACUGGCCCUGAAGCCGCACGUGGUGAUUGCCACGCCGGGGCGUCUGGUGGAUCACCUGGAGAACACCAAGGGCUUCAGCUUGAGGACCGCCAAGUACCUCGUGCUAGACGAGGCUGACAGGAUGCUCGGCAUGGACUUCGAAGAGGAAAUCAACAAGGUGCUCAGCGUGCUUCCGAGGGAGCGAAGAACGUUCCUGUUCAGCGCCACCAUGACGUCGAAGGUGGCCAAGCUGCAGAGGGCCUCUCUCAAGAACCCCGUCAGGGUGGAAGUCGCGAACAAGUUCUCAACUCCGAAGACCCUGGUUCAGCAGUACCUCUUCAUCCCGGCCAAGCACAAGGACUGCUAUCUCGCCUACGUGCUCAACGAGUUCGCGGGGCAGAGCACGAUCGUGUUCGUGUCCACAUGCAACAACGCUCAGCGCGUGGCCCUGCUUCUGCGGAAUCUGGGCUUCCAAGCGGUUUGUCUGCACGGGCAGAUGGGGCAGCCGAAGAGGCUGGGGGCGCUGGGAAAGUUCAAGUCGGGGCAGAGGAACGUCCUCAUCGCGACGGAUGUGGCCAGCCGCGGGCUCGACAUACCCUCGGUGGACCUGGUGGUUAACAUGGAGAUCCCGAGCCACGGCAAGGACUACAUACACCGGGUGGGGAGAACCGCGAGGGCCGGAAGGGCUGGGCGCUCCAUCGCCUUUUAUGACGUGGAGGUUUACCAGCGCAUGGAGGCGUUGAUCGGGCAGAAGCUCCCGCCGUACGUGUGCGACGAGGAGACGGUCCUGGUGCUGCAGGAGCGCGUGGGGGAGGCGCAGAGGAUGGCGGCAAGGGAGAUGCGCGAGGCGGACUUCAACAAGAAGGGGAAACACAGGGGCGGCGGCGGGGACGGGGGAGAAGACGCAGAGACGGUUGUGAGGAGCUUCAAGAGACAAAGGAUGGGCGGUCGGGGGGGAGGGAGAGGUGGAGGCCGUGGAGGAAGAGGGAAGCGGCGAUAAAAGGACAAGACGAUAGAGCAAUACAAGAGUCACAUCUCGGACUUUCUUUUUUUUUGUGCGGGGUAGUUCCAGACGUGUGUGUUGUUGCCGAUGAGUUUUGUGGUGUGGCGGUACUUCAGAACAAGCUGCCGAGGCGGCUGUUAUUAUGGAUACAUCGCCAGAGAGGUAGGGUAGCCACGGCAGCGCCCGGCAAUUAAAUUGGAGCGGACCAGCGGGCAGUCAGCAGAGCGACACACGGCAGACUCGUCUCUUUGGCCUCCCUUACAUGAAAUUUUGUCCGUAGUUCUGCCGACAAGGUGGCAGCCCCCCCCCCCCCCCCCCCCCCCCCCCCCCCCCCCCCCCCCCCCCCCCCCCCCCCCNCCCCCCCCCCCCAUGACACAAUUACACCGUUCGCAGCUGUGUUGCACACGGAGAUGGUUUUGGCCCGGACUCCCAACUUGGAAAUCACCUCCUGCUUGCCUUAUGCGGUAGUCGGUGAGUUCUGUUGUAGUUGGCGUUCCAGCACCGGUGUUGCGUGGUCGGUCGGAACCCAGUGUUCCGAGGGACAGCCCCCAACCAGGUGUUUCUUGUUGCUGUUGACCCUUGUCCUGAUCGUCGAGGCUGUUCUGUGUACUUCUGUUGUGCUUCGUACAUUCAAAAGUUUUUUGAGAUUUUGACCUCUUGAUUUCCCGCUAUUAAUAGCUUGAUAUGUCCCCGCCGCCUGUGUAGCGGUGGGAGAGAGAAAGCAGCUGAUCAUCUCUCGUGAUGGGUGGGGGUUUAGAUGCGAAAAACGGUGUUGCGGGGGAGGGGUCGAUGAAGGAAACAACCCCUCAGUUGACCGCUUUUUUGGGGUCCGGCAGGCGGGACCGGACGAAGAAGCGAAGAAGGGCAUGUGUGUUGCGGUGACGGUUGCGUUGCAGAAAUGACUAA
Molecule: messenger RNA, 3426 nt
Organism: Ectocarpus sp. CCAP 1310/34
Lineage: Eukaryota; Phaeophyceae; Ectocarpales; Ectocarpaceae
Source: the annotation of a GenBank genome assembly